UAAGACUUGUUGGUGGGUACAUACCAAUUAUAUACUAGUAUCACCUUCUCUCCACCUCUCAUGUACAGUGACAUGUUAUGCAUUCAUUUCCACUGCCAUGAUCUAACCAGUUUUUUCUUUCCCACUUUAUUUACCUGGAAAACAUAGCCUCCAUUUUCUUGCACUUUCCUCAACCUCUUCAGUCUUGCCUUACGUCCCUUCCAUGUUUUGUUUUCUUUCUUUGACCAUAACUUCAUUUUCAUUCUGAUACCACUCAUCUCAUAGUGUAAGGUUCCACAACAAACUCAAAUUCCUUGUUAUUCAUUCAAAGCUCAACUGUUCAAGUAUAUCAUGUCGUUUGUCGCAUCACUCCAUUCUCUUAGACACUUUGAAAGUAGUUUACUGACAUUUUUGGUGAAGCCGGUUUUCAUGCAUGGCUUAUCUUGUUUCCUUCAUCUAGUGUUGCUAGUAGUGCUUUCAGUGUCACUGGUGUGGAAGAAAGUCACAGUUGGAGCCAAAGAAUGUUCCAGAGAGAAAAUUAAUAAUACCUUGUUUUCAAGGACUAGGCUUUGCUUUCUGGUUGUUUCUGCUUUCAAUCUUCUACUCUUUUUGUUUGGUUACUUUUCUUGGUUUAGAAAUGGUUGGUCAGAAGAGAAGCUUGUGACCCUUUUGGAUUUGGUGCUCAAAACGGUUGCUUGGGGUGUCAGUGGUGUUUGCUUGCAAAGGGCAUUCUUCAUUUCAAGGGAAAGAAUAUUUUCAUUCUUCUUUAGAGCUUGGUGUGUGUUCUAUCUCUCUGUUUCCGGUUAUUGCUUUACAGUGGACAUUGUUCUCUAUGAAAAGCAUGCUGCUGUGCCUAUUCAGUGCUUGGUUUCUAAUGUUUUCUCUGUUUGUGUGGGUUUGUUCUUCUGUUACUUGGGAAAUUUUGUGAAAAAUGAGGGUGGAGUGGGAGAUAGUACUCUUCAAGAAUCUCUUUUGAAUGGUGGUUCAAAAGAGAGUGAUAUGUUAGGGACAAAAGAGAUCAAGGGGAGUGACACUGUUACCCCUUACUCUAAUGCUGGAAUUUUUUGCCUUCUUACCUUUUCUUGGGUUGGUCCUUUGAUUGCUGUUGGAAAGAAGAAGACUUUGGACCUUGAGGAUGUUCCUCAACUUGACAAAAGAGACAGUUUAAUUGGAGCUUUUCCAACUUUUAGGGAUAAGCUUGAUGCAUGUUGUGGAGGAAGUAACACAGUGACCACACUUAAGUUAGUGAAGUCAUUAGCAUUCUCAGCCUGGAAAGAGAUAAUUUUCACAGCUAUCCUUGCAUUGAUAAAUACCCUGGCUUCUUUUGUUGGUCCCUAUCUUAUUGAUGGUUUUGUUCAAUACCUUAAUGGAAAACAAAAAUUUGAAAAUGAAGGCCUUGUUUUGGUGUUUGCAUUUUCUGUGGCAAAGCUUGUGGAGUGCCUGGCGCAUAGGCAAUGGUUCUUUAGGUUGCAGCAAGUUGGAAUACGAAUUCGAGCACUGCUUGUGGCAAUCAUAUAUGAUAAAGCUUUGAAUCUUUCAUUCCAAUCCAAGCAAGGCCACACUACUGGAGAAAUAAUAAACUUCAUGAGUGUUGAUGCAGAAAGAGUUGGUGAGUUCAGUUGGCACCUACAUGAUUUGUGGUUAGUAGUCCUACAGGUUUUUGUAGCCUUGUUGAUUUUGUAUAGAAACCUUGGCCUUGCUUCAAUUGCUGGCUUUGUUGCAAUUUUCAUUGUAAUGUGGGCAAACAUUCCCUUGGGUUCAACCCAAGAGAAGUUUCAGAACAAGUUGAUGGAGUCAAAAGAUGCGAGAAUGAAAGCAACAUCUGAGAUUUUAAGGAAUAUGAGGAUUCUCAAGCUGCAAGGAUGGGAAAUGAAGUUUUUGUCUAAGAUAACUGAACUCAGAAAGAUUGAGCAAGGUUGGUUAAAAAAAUUUAUAUACACUAUAGCCGUGACCAUAUUUGUGUUCUGGUGUGCCCCAGCAUUUGUGUCAGUGGUUACGUUUGGUACUUGUUUGCUUAUAGGGAUCCCCCUCGAGUCAGGGAAGAUCUUAUCUGCACUUGCAACAUUCCAGAUUCUCCAAGAACCCAUUUAUAAUCUUCCAGACACAAUUUCAAUGAUGGCACAAACUAAGGUUUCUCUUGACAGGAUUGCAUCUUUCCUUCGUCUGGAUGAGAUGCAAUCUGAUAUUGUGGAGAAGCUUCCACCAGGUAGUUCUAAUGUAGCAAUUGAAGUAGUUGAUGGAAAUUUUUCUUGGGAUUUAGCUUCCCCAAGAACAACAUUGCAAAAUAUAAAUCUCAGAGUUUUUCAUGGCAUGAGGGUUGCUGUUUGUGGCACUGUUGGGUCAGGCAAGUCUACUUUACUUUCUUGUAUAUUGGGGGAAGUACCAAAGAAAUCAGGGAUCCUGAAGGUGUGUGGAAGAAAGGCCUAUGUAGCUCAGUCACCAUGGAUACAAGGUAGCAAGAUUGAGGAUAAUAUAUUGUUUGGAAAGGAUAUGGAAAGGGAAAGGUAUGAGAAGGUCCUUGAAGCUUGUUGCCUAAAGAAGGAUCUAGAUAUCUUGUCAUUUGGAGAUCAAACUAUUAUAGGAGAGAGGGGUAUAAAUUUGAGUGGUGGACAGAAACAAAGAAUACAAAUUGCUCGUGCUCUAUAUCAAGAUGCUGAUAUAUAUCUAUUUGAUGAUGUGUUUAGUGCUGUGGAUGCUCAUACAGGAUCUCACCUUUUUAAGGAAUGCUUACUGGGCCUUCUAAGUUCAAAAACAGUGGUUUAUGUCACUCAUCAAGUAGAGUUCUUACCUGCUGCUGACCUUAUCUUGGUCAUGAAAGAUGGGAAGAUUACUCAAUGUGGAAAAUAUAAUGAUCUUCUCAACUCAGGUACUGAUUUUAUGGAACUUGUUGGUGCUCAUAAAGAAGCUUUGUCUGCAAUUGAUUCGUUAGAUGGAGGGACAGCAUCUGAUAAAAUAAGUAUAACACAGAAUGAUGUACGUGUCUCUCUUUCUCAUGGUGUUGAAGAAAUAGAAAGCAAAGAUGUGCAAAAUGAUGGAAAAGAUGAUAAAUGUGAUCCAAAAGGCCAACUUGUUCAAGAAGAAGAAAGGGAGAAAGGUAAAGUUGGGUUUUCAGUCUAUUGGAAAUAUAUCACAGCAGCGUAUGGAGGAGUACUUAUACCACUCAUAUUGUUGGCUGAAAUUUUGUUUCAACUUCUUCAAAUUGGAAGCAACUAUUGGAUGGCUUGGGCAACUCCUAUCUCAAAAGAUUCUGAGCCACCUGUUACAGGAAGUAUGCUUAUAGUUGUGUAUUUAGCUUUGGCCAUAGGAAGUUCUGUUUGUGUCCUUGCAAGAGCAACACUUGUUGCCACAGCUGGUUACAAGACAGCUACUUUACUCUUCAAAAACAUGCAUUUCUGCAUCUUCCGUGCUCCAAUGUCAUUUUUUGAUGCCACCCCAAGUGGGAGAAUCCUUAAUAGGGCUUCUACUGACCAAAGUGCAGUGGAUGUAGACAUUCCUUUUCAAAUUGGAGCAUUUGCUUUCUCUGUGAUCCAUCUUCUUGGAAUUAUAAUGGUUAUGUCUCAAGUUGCAUGGCAGGUUUUCACUGUCUUUAUUCCUAUUACAGCAAUCGGCAUCUGGUAUCAGCAAUAUUAUUUACCAUCAGCCCGGGAACUAUCACGUUUAGCUGGGGUAUGCAAAGCUCCUAUCAUUCAACACUUUGCUGAAACAAUAUCAGGUGCAUCAACCAUCAGGAGCUUUGAUCAGGUGCCAAGAUUUCAGCAAACAAAUAUGAAACUGGUGGAUGGAUAUUCUCGCCCCAAGUUCAACAAUGCUGGUGCAAUGGAAUGGUUGUGCUUCCGAUUAGAUAUGUUGUCUUCUAUCACAUUUUCCUUUUGCUUGAUAUUAUUGGUAUCUAUUCCACAAGGAUUCCUAAAUUCAGGUGUUGCUGGUUUAGCUGUAACCUAUGGCCUUAAUCUGAACAUUAUACAAUCAUGGAUGAUAUGGGAACUUUGCAACUUGGAGACCAAAAUUAUAUCAGUAGAAAGAAUAAUUCAGUAUACUUCCAUUCCUAGUGAGCCUCCUCUUGUUUUAGAAAAAAACCAGCCACAUCAUUCUUGGCCAUCAUAUGGAAGGAUUGAUAUUCAUAACUUGAAGGUACGUUAUGGUCCACAUAUGCCAUUUGUGUUGCAUGGCCUUACAUGCACAUUUCAAGGAGGACUUAAAACUGGAAUUGUUGGGAGAACAGGAAGUGGUAAAUCAACUCUCAUACAAACAAUUUUCCGAAUUAUUGAGCCUACUGUUGGGAGAAUUAUGAUAGAUGGCAUCAACAUCUCUUCCAUUGGACUUUAUGAUUUGAGGUCAAGACUGAGCAUUAUUCCUCAGGAUCCAACCAUGUUUGAGGGUACUGUGAGAAGCAAUCUGGACCCACUUGAAGAGUACACAGAUGAACAAAUUUGGGAGGCACUUGAUAAGUGUCAACUUGGAGAGGAAGUUAGAAGGAAAGAAGGAAAACUAGACUCUGCAGUUUGUGAGAAUGGAGAGAAUUGGAGUAUGGGGCAAAGGCAAUUGGUCUGCCUUGGCAGGGUGUUGCUUAAGAAGAGUAAGGUCCUGGUGCUAGAUGAAGCUACUGCAUCUGUUGACACAGCUACAGAUAAUUUGAUCCAGCUAACUCUUAGGCAACAUUUCUGUGAUUGCACAGUCAUUACCAUUGCACAUAGAAUAAAUUCAGUCAUUUAUAGUGAUAUGGUUCUACUACUUAAUCAAGGACUUAUUGAGGAGUAUGAUUCUCCAACAAAGUUGCUAGAGGACAAGUUAUCUUCUUUUGCUCAGCUUGUUGCAGAGUAUUCCACUAGGUCCAAUUCCAAUUUUGAUCUACUAAAAUAGUUUUUCCUUUUCGAUUUGUUUUUUUUUGGUUCUUUGUCAAGAACUGGGAAAAUUACAAUGAUAAAUAAUGUGUCUUCUUUUCAUUUAAUAGAA
Messenger RNA from Cajanus cajan (pigeon pea), 4932 nucleotides. Its product is annotated as ABC transporter C family member 3. The record is from RefSeq and is a predicted model, not a curated record. Gene Ontology annotation, biological process: transmembrane transport. NCBI's taxonomy places the organism in Eukaryota, Viridiplantae, Streptophyta, Magnoliopsida, Fabales, Fabaceae. Gene Ontology annotation, molecular function: ABC-type transporter activity; ATP binding; ATP hydrolysis activity. Gene Ontology annotation, cellular component: membrane.